GAAGAUGUGGAAGUCACCAAAUGGUACUAUUAGAAACAUUUUGGGUGGUACUGUCUUCAGAGAACCUAUUGUUAUUGAAAACAUUCCAAGAUUAGUUCCUGGAUGGACUCAACCAAUUGUUAUUGGUCGUCACGCUCAUGGUGAUCAAUACAAGGCUACUGACUUGGUUAUUGGCGAACCAGGAAAGAUGGAACUUGUUUUCACUCCAAAGAAUGGUGGUGAAACUCAAAGAUACACUGUCUUCAACUUUGAAGGUUCUGGUGUUGCUAUGGGAAUGUACAAUACUGAUGAAUCUAUCAGAGAUUUUGCUUACUCAUGCUUCCAAUUGGCUGUUGACAAGAAAUGGCCAUUGUACUUGUCCACCAAGAAUACCAUCUUGAAGGCUUAUGAUGGUAGAUUCAAGGAUAUCUUCCAAGAAAUCUAUGAAAAGGAAUUCAAGACUAAAUUCACUGAAUUGGGUAUCUGGUACGAACACAGACUUAUUGAUGACAUGGUUGCUCAAACUUUGAAGAGUUCUGGUGGUUUCAUCUGGGCUUGUAAGAAUUAUGAUGGUGAUGUCCAAUCCGAUAUUGUUGCUCAAGGUUAUGGUUCUUUGGGUUUGAUGACUUCUGUCUUGUUGUGUCCUGAUGGUAAGACUGUUGAAGCUGAAGCUGCUCACGGUACUGUUACUAGACACUACAGAGAACACCAAAAGGGUAAGGAAACCUCCACCAACCCUGUUGCCUCCAUCUUUGCUUGGUCUCGUGGUUUGGCUCAUCGUGCUAAGCUCGAUGGUAAUGCUGAAUUGGCCAAGUUCUGUGAUGCUUUGGAAGCUGCCACUAUUGAAACUAUCAGAGCUGGUAAGAUGACCAAGGAUUUGGCUAUCUGUGUUCACGGAAACAAUGUUGAUCGUUCUCAAUACCUCAACACCAAUGAUUUCAUGGCUGCUAUUGAUGAAACUUUGAAGAGUAAGCUCGGAUUAUUAAAUUUACCAAAACAACGAGCAUCCAAACUGUAAUAAAAAAGUUUAAAAAUCCCUCCGAAUCAUGGACAAUUGAGAUGAUCAUCCUUCCCUUGUAAUUUAAAUUUAUUUAUUCUCCACCAUUAUUUGUAAAUUGUUAAUCCUAGAAUUUAGUCAAUUAGUAUUAAAUAGUAUUAU
Naegleria gruberi is the source of this 1138-nucleotide messenger RNA. Its product is annotated as isocitrate dehydrogenase NADP-dependent. The coding region runs from base 5 to 997 and encodes 330 amino acids. NCBI's taxonomy places the organism in Eukaryota, Heterolobosea, Eutetramitea, Acrasida, Naegleriidae. Gene Ontology annotation, cellular component: mitochondrion. Gene Ontology annotation, biological process: isocitrate metabolic process. The record is from RefSeq and is a predicted model, not a curated record. Gene Ontology annotation, molecular function: magnesium ion binding; isocitrate dehydrogenase (NADP+) activity; NAD binding. The transcript has 3 exons.